GUAAUGCGCAGACGGUCACAUAGGGCGCUCGUGUGUGUUUAACUAGUUUUAUAAUAUAGUGUGACCGCAAAAGUCUGUGUGAGUGCUGUGCCACAAAUACAAAAAAAUGGCGUCUGAACAAGACGAAAACGUUGUGAUAGAAAAUUCAGGUCGCCGCACACGCUCUGGUCGACCGGUGGCUGUUCCAAUAGCUGCAACACCAACUCGUACCACUCGACGCACUUCAAAGAGGCAAGCGCAGUUGAGUGAUCACGAGGAGGAGAACGAAAUCGUAUUGCCACCAACGUUAGCACAGCCGGCAGACGACGAAGAACCAACCAUGGAGAACAAUGCUGAAGCGCAACAUUACGAGCAGCAGCUGGAUGACGAUGUGGAAAUGCUAGCUACCAUAGAAACAACAACGGGUGGCGUGGACGAAAAGAGCUCCUCGUUUCCCUUUGGCGCCGUUGCCGAACAACACUCGGAGACCAGUGAUGACAUUAAAGAGAGUCGCACCGAAGAUGGAGUUGAUACUUCGCUUUUAGCUUCGUUAGCUGGCGAUAAUGCCAAUAGUUUGCCUUCAGUGGCCGGCAAUGAUGAAGCUGACAUCAAUAAAAAAUCGGACUUUGAAUCGAAUGUAUCGGCGAUGGAAAGUAAACUCAAUUCUUCCGAGGAUUCUAGCUCACAUCAUGCUAUUGCCGAGAGUUUGGGCGAUGAUUUGGACGCCAGCAAUGCAACAAUUGUGAAUACGGAAAUCAUUUCGGAAGACGAGCUACCACCACCGAGCAAACCGGAGAUUAACGAUGCCGAAGAGGUAUCCGAUGAGGAAUUGCCAGCGCCACAACGCGCUGAAUUGCCGGCAGAUGCUGAGGUGAUAUCCGAAGACGAGUUGCCCACCCACAACAAUAAUAAUAAUGGUGCCGAGCCAAAGGUUGGCAGCAAGCGCAAGGCAGAUAAAGACGAGGAUUCGUCCCAGUCCAAAAUAGAUGAAGAUGAUGGGGAGCAAAGCAGUGAGCAGCAAACGAGCACAAAAAGCAAGGCAACAGAACAAUAUAAUCCCAGUAGUCCGACCUCAGAGAGCAACGAUGCGCCUCCUUCCGAGAAGCGAGCAAAAAUCGAUGAAGCAGAUGGCGAACAGAAAGACAAGGAAAAGGACAACAAAAAGGAGAAAGAGCGGGACAAAGACAAAGAGAAAGAAAAGGAUAAGGAAAAGGAUAACAAGGAGAAGGAGCGCAAAAAGUUGCCCGAUCUGGACAAAUACUGGCGCGUCGUCAAAGACGAUGCCUCUGACUUUACUGGCUGGACAUAUUUACUGCAAUACGUGGACAGUGAGUCCGAUGCAGAGGCGGCACGCGAGGCUUACGACACAUUCCUGUCGCAUUAUCCCUACUGUUAUGGCUAUUGGCGCAAAUAUGCGGACUAUGAGAAACGCAAGGGCAUCAAGGCCAACUGCUAUAAGGUGUUUGAGCGCGGACUAGAAGCAAUACCGCUAUCGGUGGAUCUGUGGAUACAUUAUUUGAUGCACAUCAAGGCGCAUCAUGGGGAUGAUGAGCAAUUCAUUCGCAGCCAAUACGAACGUGCUGUGCAGGCCUGUGGGCUGGAGUUUCGUUCCGACAAACUUUGGGAUGCCUACAUACGCUGGGAGAACGAAUCGAAGCGCUAUCAACGCGUUGUUCAGAUCUACGAUCGGUUGCUCUCGAUUCCCACCCAAGGCUACAAUGGCCACUUUGACAAUUUCCAGGACUUGAUCAAUCAGCACACAGUCACUGCGACCAUUUCCAACGAGGAGUUGCUACGUCUGCGCAAGGAGUGGCAUGAACGUCAGCAUAGCAAGGCAUCGAAAUCAUCGUCGAAAAGCCGUCGGGACAGCGGCAGCUCAAAGGAAGCCAAAGGUGAACGCGAACGUGAUCGCGAUCGUGACGAGUCAAAGCAAAAGGAUGGUGACAGCAAGUCACCUAAAGAAGCGUCGGAAGCACACACCGACGAGUCAUCGAAUGUUACCGAUCUAACCAGUGAAUCUUCGUCACCAGCAUCCUCGAAGUUGCCACCACCAACUGAUUUCAGUGAUCUCAGCACGCUUACCGACGAGGAGAUAGGCGGCAUUAAAGAACGAGUCAUCUCAGCGCGUCGCAAAGUGCACAAGUCAACAGUUAGCGCAGUCACAGCACGCUGGUCCUUCGAGGAGGGCAUCAAGCGUCCCUAUUUCCAUGUGAAACCAUUGGAGCGUGCCCAGCUUAAGAACUGGAAGGAUUACCUCGACUUUGAGAUUGAAAAGGGCGAUCGGGAACGCAUUCUGGUGCUGUUUGAACGUUGCCUAAUUGCCUGCGCCUUAUACGAUGAGUUCUGGCUGAAGAUGCUGCGCUAUCUGGAGUCCUUGAGUGAUCAAAGUCCAGAAGUGUUGCAAAUAACACGCGAAGUCUAUCGUCGUGCCUGUUGCAUUCAUCACACAGACAAGCCCAGCUUGCAUUUAAUGUGGGCCGCCUUCGAGGAGUUGCAACGCAACUUCGAUGGUGCCGCUGAAGUGUUGGAGCGCAUUGAGCAACGUUGUCCGCAUCUCUUGCAAAUCGCCUAUCGUCGCAUCAAUGUCGAACGACGUCGCGGUGCCUUGGACAAGUGCCGUGAGCUCUACAAACACUAUAUUGACAACAGCAAGAACAAAGCCAUCGCUGGCAGUUUAUCGAUCAAAUAUGCACGUUUCCUUAAUAAGAUCUGCAACGAUCUAGAGGCAGGUCUGGCUGCGUUGCAACAAGCACUCGAACGUGAUCCGGCCAACACUCGUGUGGCACUGCAAAUGAUUGAUUUAUGCUUGCAGCGGCCACAAGUCGUGGAGACCGAAGUGGUGCAGAUCAUGGAUAAGUUCAUGGCGCGCGCUGACAUUGAACCUGACCAGAAGGUGCUUUUUGCCCAACGCAAAGUCGAGUUUCUCGAGGACUUUGGCAGCACAGCCAAGGGACUUCAGGAUGCGCAGCGUGCGCUGCAGCAGGCGCUCAACAAAGCCAACGAGGCGCAGAAGAAGGGCGAUGGCAGUCCAUCAAGAAAGGCGUCAACAAACAGCAAGGAUGGCGCUGCCGCCUCUGCUGGCUCCGCAGCAACUACGGCUUACAACAAUGGAGGCACAGCAGCUGCCAAUGCCAGCUACAACUACAAUUCGGCCAACUCGAGUGCCUACUACAGUCAGCAAAGCGCUAGCGGUGCCUAUGCACCCCAGCAACAACAACAACAACAGCAGCAACAGCAAUCCUACGACUCGUACUAUAAUCAAUGGGGUGGCUAUGGAUCGCAAGGUGGUGCAGCCAGCACUGGAGGUGCCAACUAUAACUAUGGACAGUGGAGCGGUUAUGGUAACUAUUAUUAG
Messenger RNA from Drosophila albomicans, 3334 nucleotides. It is a transcript of the gene Prp39, whose product is annotated as pre-mRNA-processing factor 39. The record is from RefSeq and is a predicted model, not a curated record. Bases 107 to 3334 code for a protein of 1075 amino acids. Gene Ontology annotation, biological process: mRNA 5'-splice site recognition; RNA processing. Gene Ontology annotation, cellular component: commitment complex; U1 snRNP; U2-type prespliceosome. NCBI's taxonomy places the organism in Eukaryota, Metazoa, Arthropoda, Insecta, Diptera, Drosophilidae. The transcript has 8 exons. Gene Ontology annotation, molecular function: protein binding.